Messenger RNA from Condylostylus longicornis, 1083 nucleotides. RefSeq lists its product as uncharacterized. The record is from RefSeq and is a predicted model, not a curated record. The coding region runs from base 48 to 980 and encodes 310 amino acids. Gene Ontology annotation, cellular component: cytoplasm. Gene Ontology annotation, molecular function: phosphatase activity. The transcript has 4 exons. NCBI's taxonomy places the organism in Eukaryota, Metazoa, Arthropoda, Insecta, Diptera, Dolichopodidae.
CAGUAUAUUUCGAUUAUUCAAGGCAAGGCUUAAUUCAAGUUUUAAGUAUGAAUAAACCGAAAAAUAUUUUGGACUUAACUGUGGAUGAAAAAAAGGAGUUUUUAAAAUCUUUUGAUAUGGUUUUGAGUGAUUGUGAUGGAGUCCUCUGGCAUGGCAAAACUCCAAUUGAAAAUUCAGGAAAAGGAAUCAAUUUAUUACAAGCUGCAAACAAAAGAAUCGGCUAUAUCUCAAAUAAUAGUGGUAGAUCUGAUCAAGAAUACGAGGAAAUGUUUAGGGCAUGUGAUAUCAACUUUGAUUUGAAUAAUCUGUGCCACACUGUAAAAAAUAUUACUUCAUAUUUAAAACAUAAUAAAUUUGAGGGAAAAAUUUAUGCAAUUGGUUCAAAAUCAUUGCAUGAAGAGCUUAAAAGUGCUGGUUUUGAAGUAAUUGAGGAACCUAAUUACGCUGAGGAAGAGUCAUUUAUAGGUUUUUUACAAUACAUUUCGGUAAAAGAGAAAGUAUCUGCUGUAAUUUUGCAUGGCUAUUGGAAUGUUUCUGCAACGAAUUUAGUUAGAGCUCAAGUAUAUUUAUCUGAAAAUCCUGAAUGCCUUUUUAUAACAGGGGCAUCAGAUAUGUUUCUUAAAUUUCGUGAUAAAAAUAUUUUAGGUCCAGGAAUGUUUACAAAGAUGUUAGCAGACUGUACAAAUCAAAAACCGAUAGUUUUAAGUAAACCGGGAAUAGAUUUAUGCGACAUUGUAUUAAAGAAAUUCAAUAUAAAUGAUCCUAAACGUGUUGUUAUGAUUGGAGAUAUGUUAGAUCAAGAUAUAGCGUUUGGGAAAAUAUGUAAGUUUCAAACAUUAGCUGUUCUAACUGGUGGUGCGACAUUAGAAGAUUUUGAUAAAGCAGAACAUAGAAAGGUUCUACCAGAUUUCUAUGCAAAUAGUUUAGGUGAUUUCAUACAAUUUUUUGAUGAACUGGAUUGCGAGAACGUUGAAAAAUAAAUUCUAUUCAUAUCGAAUAAUUUCGAUUUUUUAAAACAAUGUAAUAUUUACAAUGUAUAUUAUAAAAAUGUUAUUAAUAAAUUUGGUUUUGAGAAUAUUAAAA